AUGUUCAUUUUCCUUCUGUUUCUGGCUGUUAUUGCGCGCUUCACCCUCUUGCAGGCCCAUGGGGAACAGACGUUCCGGCCUGCAGCAAUCCCACUUGCUGCUCGGACGCCUUACUUGAAUGCGUAUAUGUGGACGACAAACACAUCAACGACGUCUUCGAGUAGUUGGCCGUCCUUUUGGACAACGCAGACUCUGGGGUGGGCAUGUACGAUCAGGGUGGAUGGAAAGACGUAUACCUUGAUGGGCGAUAACAAUCUUUCGAGCAACUACUCCGUAAACACCGGCACUGUGCUCGAGACAGAGCUGACUCCAACUCGCACCAUCCAAGUCAUCCAGGCUGGCCCUUUAAAUGUUACCUUGACGUUUCUGAGUCCAAUAACUCCAUCCGACCUCGUACGCCAGUCUCUUCCGUUCUCCUACUUGGCUGUGGACUUCACAUCUACCGACGGCCAAUCGCAUGAUGUACAGCUGUACUCAGACAUAACCGGAGAAUGGCUGUAUGGUGGCACACUUACAGACCGAGGUCAGAAGAUUACGUGGAACUCGACACAAACCGACAGCAUCAUAUAUCAUCAUGAGCGACUCGAGACGUCAUCACCUUUUCAGGAAUUUGAUCAACAGGCCAUUGACGGUACAGCGUACUAUGCGAUGUCUUUGGAACAAGGCCGCAACGUCACCUGGCAGACAUGCGCAACAUUAGUUUGCCACGAAGAGUUUGUGCUCGCAGGAGGCGUCAAUAGCAAAGACAGUGAUUACGACUAUCGCCCAAUCCUAAUAAACUGGCCCGUCUUCCCCAUAUCAGUCAAUCUGGGAAAUGUAUCUUCUACGGACUCAGCUGUCGUCUGGGUCGUCGGUUACGUCCGCGAUUCAUCUAUCAAUUACACGUUGUCUGGCAACACCACAUCGCUGCGCCCGUACUACACUACAGAGUAUGGUACCGCUGAGAGCGCCUUAGAGUUCUUCAUCUCCGAUUUCAAUAACUCGCUUGCUGCGGCGACGGCUCUCGACGAGGCGAUCCGUGCAGAAGCUUCAACUAUAUCUCCUGAUGGAAAGCUAUUCAACGUGCUCUCUCUCGCCACUCGACAGGCAUUCAGCUCUCUGGAGCUUACGGCACCUUCUGACAUUGGUCGGUCAGGUAGCAUACCGCGAAUCUUCAUGAAAGAUGCAGGGACUAGUCGACGCGUUACUCCCGUCGAGAACUUGUAUGCUGCGCUGCCGAUGUUCCUGUAUUUCAAUGCCUCUCUAGUCAGACCGCUCUUGGUACCUCUUCUGGAGCAACAGAACGCGUCGAUCGGAGCAUUCCCGUACGCAGUGAGAGACCUAGGCAGCUCGUUUCCAGAGGUAUCUGGUCCGACCCUGAUGCUCGGCGAGGCGGUUGAACAAACCAGCAACAUGCUUAUCAUCGCCCUUGCUUAUGCUCAGCACUCAAACGAUACUUCAAUACUUUACGAUUAUUACGACUUGCUCAAGACGUGGGCCAACUAUCUGAAGCAGAACGCACUGUUUCCUGCGAAUCAGAUGUCUAUCGACAACGGGGCUAUCUCCUCGAAUUCGAGCAACCUCGCGCUAAAGGGCAUAUUCGCCAUUCAGGCCAUGGCGGAGAUCAGUCACCUAGUCGGCGCGAGUGAUGACUCUCAACAGUUCGGCAGCACAGCAUCUGACUUCAUCAACACAUGGCAAUCGCUUGCGUUGGUGGCUGGCGAUCAUACAUCCAUGCUCACGACAUUCGGCGGCGACCAGGACAGCUGGUGUCUGCCGUACAACCUCUAUCCUCAGACCCUGUUGGGGUUCAAUCUUUUGAAUCAGUCGUGGCUUGACAAGCUCACGGUGACAUACGGACAACGAGUCCAAUCUACAGCUAAUGGGUAUGCGUACGGAUUACCCAUCGACAGCACGUACAGUUCGCCUGGCAACUCAGCGUGGAAUGCGUUCACGGCCGCAACCUUCACCAAUGACACAGUACGUCGGCAACUCUUGGACGCACUAUGGAACUAUGCGUCGAACAACGGCUCGACAUUCCCAUUCUCUGCGCUGUACAACGUCGAGAGUGGUGCCUACGUGAACAGUACAGCGAGUCCCGCGCUAGGAGGCUUGUUCGCUCCAAUACUGCGAAGCGGUACCAUUAUAGCGGCCUCCACAGGCGGGAACUCGCCCUCCAACAGCGUCACUUCGUCUCACACCAAUGUCGGAGCCAUAGCAGGCGGCGUAGUCGGCGGUGUCGUCGGUUUGCUCCUGCUCGUCGGGCUUGGCGUACUCCACCUACUUCGACAUCGCCGAUCCCGAGGAGACGUUGAUCUCUUAGAGCCCAUGCCCUUCAAGUCUUCCGCUCCGUACUCACCUAUCGUCCUUCCAGAGAAGCGGCGACGGGGUUCGCAGGAAGGGGUACCACCGUUGCCAUCAACGGACUCGUCUGCAGCCGUACGCACCGCACCCUCUGUGCCUAAUCAUGCGACGGUUCCCCCAACGACCAGCGACCCGCUCGGAUCGCGUCUAGACGAACUGCUCAACCUGCGCUCGGAUAUCCAGGAUUUGCGCAGGAUCGUGCUGGGCGCGCCGGUCGCGGGACCAGAGCUGUCGGAUUUGGGCGCGCCACCGGGUUAUUCGUAGCCUGCACUGUUCGCUUUGGGUUGAAGCUCUGAGUUUCCUGUCUCGCUGUUAAAUUGAGGUCUGAUUCUUCUUCAAGUUUAGUCAGCAUAUCCAGUCCCAAGUCGUUGAUACCAC
This is a messenger RNA of Fomitopsis serialis, 2721 nucleotides long. RefSeq lists its product as uncharacterized. The record is from RefSeq and is a predicted model, not a curated record. Gene Ontology annotation, biological process: carbohydrate metabolic process. The transcript has 18 exons. Lineage: Eukaryota; Fungi; Basidiomycota; Agaricomycetes; Polyporales; Fomitopsidaceae. Bases 1 to 2607 code for a protein of 868 amino acids.